Molecule: messenger RNA, 425 nt
Organism: Hyposmocoma kahamanoa
Lineage: Eukaryota; Metazoa; Arthropoda; Insecta; Lepidoptera; Cosmopterigidae
Exons: 4
Coding region: 35-406 (123 amino acids)
Source: RefSeq, a predicted model, not a curated record
CCAAUCAUAAUAUGAGUAACUUCCGAAACGAAUAAUGAAUGCGGGUGUAGUGGUAUUGUUAGGAAUAUUGGCUUUAGGUGCUGCGACGAAGACACCGGCAGUACCGGGAAUUAAAUUUAAACAAAAUCCUGCAAUAGACAAUCACAGAUGCGGCGUAUGUCCCACGUACUUUCAGAAGAUAUGCGCGUUUAGCUUCGCCAACAAUGCUACUUACAUAUUCGAUAACCACUGCAUCAUGGAUGUGUACAACUGCAUCGAGGGCACCGAUUUCAUCACAAUAACGUAUGAACACUGCGUGCACUUUGGCAACUUUGCGUACGUACACGGGUAUAAGUACGAAGACGAAGACUAUGGCGAAGACAACAUCAUUAUCAAGAGCUCUGCUAAAAAUCCGCCUUACGUUUAAAAACUUUUACUAAUAAAAC